UUCAACACCCUCUUGCGGUACAUUUGCGCGCAUAAACAUGUACGGAGAUUCGGUCCACCGCAGGCACUUGAUAUGGAAAUAAAAAUUACAAGUAAAAACAGCAACAAAUUGAUUACAAAAAAGUAGUAUGAAAACGGAAAUUGUUACAAAAAAGGCAAACGCGUAACAAACUGUGCGACAAUUGCGAAAAUAAAAAUCGCAAAUACGUGUACAAGUGAAUAAAUGAGUGAAUAACGUUCGUCGACGUGAACGUGCGUGUUUCAUAAACCCCAAAUAAAUUGUGACUCGUGUGAAAAUCCGGGAAAAUGCACAUCUCAAGUGAAGUGAGUUCAACCACGAAUCAUCAGCAGCCACCGCCCGCUAGCGGUGCGCCGUCGAAACGUCAAGCCACUAAUGCUAAUAACCAUACAAAUAACAACAACAACAACAAUAAUAGUGUUAAUAAUAAUAAUACGAGCGGCAGUAAUAAGAAAGUCGUCGAUACGAGCCCAUACCUAACACCGGAGAAUCUCUUCGAGCGUACGGUUGAUGUGUUGCUGGCCGAACAUCCGGGAGAAUUGGUGAAGACCGGCUCACCGCAUGUGGUCUGCACAACGUUGCCCACGCAUUGGCGCUCGAACAAAACGCUACCAAUUGCCUUUAAAGUGCUCGCCUUGGGCGAGGUAAUGGACGGAACGAUUGUAACAAUACGCGCGGGGAACGAUGAGAACUUCUCGGCGGAGUUGCGGAAUUGUACGGCCGUUAUGAAAAAUCAAGUGGCCAAAUUCAAUGAUUUGCGCUUCGUUGGACGCAGUGGACGCGGCAAAAGCUUCACCCUGAGCAUUGUGAUAUCGACGAAUCCCAUACAGAUCGCCACCUACAACAAGGCGAUCAAGGUGACGGUGGAUGGUCCGCGCGAGCCACGCUCCAAGGUGCGUCAUCCGGGUUUUCAUCCGUUUGCCUUCGGACCGCAGCGUUUCGGACCCGGUGAUCCGUUGAUGGGUGGACUGCCGUUUAAGUUUCCAGGUUUCGCACACCAUCUCGUCGGCAUGCAUAGUCACUUGCAUGCGCCCGAUUGGCGGGCGUUGAGCAACCCAGCGGCUUUGGCGCGACCGGCCUUUGCGCACGGCGCAGCAUUCUUUCAUCACCAGCAUCCCGCUUUCCAGGCGCACAACAUCGUUGGCAAUUUGGAACGGCAUGGACUGCGGGCGCUAAACGAAACCCAUCCUCAACUAACACAACUGCGCCAAUUAUCAGCGGCACAUAGCACCACCAGUCCCGAGGGUUCGCCGACAACCACAACAAUUAAUUUGGGCACACAACCGACAUUAACCAUAUCGCCGCCUUUGACCACGACCAACAGUGACAACGAUAACAAUAACAAUAUAGAUGCGGGUUUCGAAAGUGAUAGCAUUUCGGUGACGGGCUCGUCCAAGAAGACGUCCUCUUUGCACGAAGACGACGAUGGACGUAGCACUUCACCACCAUCGAAUAGCGGUUCCGCCAGUGGUGGUGGUGCCUUCACAUCGCUCAUACAACGUAACGAAACGCUGCGCAAAAAUGAACUGCUCAAUGGCUUCGCAUCACAAUUCUCACCCGCAGCGAAUAGCUUCAAUCCCGCUUUGGCGGCACAGCUUUUCCUACAGAAUCCGCUUUUGCCGCAACCGAGUCAAUGGCUGUAUACGCAACUGUAUGGCAACUACAGUGAGUUUCCCUGGUUUCGUGGCGCCGGUACUGCUGUUGCUGAUGGCCUAACGUCAUCUGUACCCGGUACGGUAGCAGCCGAAGUGCCGAAUGUAACGAGUCUAACAGCCACGGAUGGCGCUAGUGAUGGCGUGAACUUGGUAAAGCGUUGCGUAACGUUAAUCUCGCAUUCACCCGGUGUGGAUAAUGCGAAUCCGAAUGAUUCACCGCCCGUUACCUCAACGCGACACUCACCAGCGCUUGUCGAGACCAUCGAUCUGGACGAUGUGAGCACCACAUCACGUACUGAGCUGUGGCGCAGUGAGUUCGGACCGAUACGUUGCCGUACACCCAGAGCGACGGACGUGUGGCGUCCAUACUAGCGGCUGCGUAACGCCAUGGUGACGGCGUUGGGCUUGCAAGUGCUCGUAGAGCAGAAAGUUGAGACUCACGAAGAACUGCUGCUCGACACGAAGCAGUGAUAUUGAGUGUUUCGGGUGGAGUAGUGCACCGGUUGAUUGAAAAGUGUAAUGAAGGAAGAGCAGUUAGUUUUCAUAUCGUAUUUUAGCGCAUGCCAGUUGGCGGUGAGGUGACGAGGUUGCGAGAUUUUAAGCUGAUUUCAUGUAAAAUAAAUAUGUAAUUAAAAAGUUCUAGAAAUGUACUCGCUUAGAGUAUGUAAAUGGUGGAGAAAUUUAACGUUUUAUAAAACGAAGAAAAUCACAUAUCGAAUUUAUUAAAGCAAGUAAUGUAAAAUCAAUAUAAACAAAUUAUAUUACCGUUAUUAUUAAGAACGUAAUCAAAAUUUCACUCUAACUGUUAAGUUAAGUUUUAAGUUUAAGCACAUUUGAGUCACGUGUACAUGUAUAUAGAAGGUCUAUUAUGUUUUGUAAUUCUAGUCUAGAAUGCAUACAUAAGCAUUUCAAGUACAUAAUGUGGCAUAUGUACAGUUAUAUGAAGUAGUAAUGUAAAAAUUUUAAAUUAUAACGAUUUCAUAAGUAUCUCAUAGUGCCGUUAGCUGCUGGAGUAACCCAGUUCGCUACGAGCAAUAGUUUAAGGUAUUCUGUUGAUAUUUAUAAAAAUACAAAACUCAAAAGAUCCAAUAAAUAUAUAUAGAUUUCAAGCAAGCCCCAUUCU
This is a messenger RNA of Bactrocera tryoni, 2796 nucleotides long. RefSeq lists its product as uncharacterized. The record is from RefSeq and is a predicted model, not a curated record. Gene Ontology annotation, molecular function: RNA polymerase II cis-regulatory region sequence-specific DNA binding; DNA-binding transcription factor activity, RNA polymerase II-specific; ATP binding. Lineage: Eukaryota; Metazoa; Arthropoda; Insecta; Diptera; Tephritidae. The transcript has 6 exons. Gene Ontology annotation, cellular component: nucleus. Bases 306 to 2045 code for a protein of 579 amino acids. Gene Ontology annotation, biological process: regulation of DNA-templated transcription.